Molecule: messenger RNA, 3285 nt
Organism: Pundamilia nyererei
Lineage: Eukaryota; Metazoa; Chordata; Actinopteri; Cichliformes; Cichlidae
Gene: dnajc3b
Product: DnaJ (Hsp40) homolog, subfamily C, member 3b
Exons: 12
Coding region: 379-1887 (502 amino acids)
Biological process (GO): protein folding in endoplasmic reticulum
Cellular component (GO): endoplasmic reticulum
Molecular function (GO): misfolded protein binding; protein-folding chaperone binding
Source: RefSeq, a predicted model, not a curated record
GACGGCUCUGGCAGAGGGGCAAGGUUUCGUUUACAAAGUGUAAGGACGGUCAGCUGUUCGGCUUCAGCAACAGACUAGUCGUUUUAACUUUAAAACGAGUCUAGAAAAUAAUUAAUUCAGGCGGGGUAGUGAAUUUAAGCUGCUAGUUCUUUUGUGAGGGGAGGAACCUUUCAGCGAUACGACUCAUUUCUACACGGAAUACUGUCCGAUUGGGACCGUAAAUACACCGUCGUAGCUGUUCUGUAGAGAGGGGAGACCCAUGAGGGUGUAAUAAAUAACAGGCAGAUUUCAAUGAAACAGACAGGCGCUUUCAGUCGAAGCGGACGCAGAGCUGUGAAGUUGGCUGGUUCCGGUGUUAAAGCGUGAAUCCGGGAAGAGAUGGAGCCGUGUCGGCGGGCCGGACUCAGCGGGGUCCUGUGCUCCCUGUCACUGCUGUGUGUCAUCCUGGACAUCCAGCUGGACGGCGUCUUUGGGGAAACUCAGGCUGAGAUUGAGCACCACUUGGAGAUGGGCCGCAAACUUUUGGCAGCUGGUCAGCUGGCUGAAGCCUUGUCCCACUACCACUCUGCUGUGGAGGGUGACUCUAAGAAUUACCUGACCUUCUACAAGCGAGCUGCAGUGUUUCUGGCCAUGGGAAAGUCCAAAUCUGCCCUGCCAGAUCUGACCAAGGCUAUCCAACUCAAGCCCGAUUUCUUGGCUGCCCGCUUGCAGAGAGGGAACAUCCUGUUGAAGCAGGGCAGCACGCAGGAGGCACGGGAGGACUUUGAGGCAGUGCUGCUGUUCCAGCUGCAGCGGUCCUCAGACAACGAGGAAGCUCAGAACCAGCUGAUGAAGGCGAACGAGCUGGAGGAGCUGCAGGAGGAGGCCCAGGCCGCGUACCACCAAGGGGACUACAGCACAACGAUCACUGUGCUGGAGAGAGUUAUAGAGAUCUCUCCUUGGGAUCCGGAGUCUCGGGAGCUCCGCGCAGAGUGCUACAUCCGGAUGGGAGAUCCACAGAAAGCCAUCCAGGAUCUCACGCCGACGACGCGGCUUCGCAACGACAACCGCGCCGCCUUUCUGAAGCUCGGCAAGCUGCAUUACAGCCUCGGCGACCACCACGAGUCACUCAACAACGUCAGAGAGUGUCUGAAACUCGACCAGGACGACAAGGAGUGCUUCAGCCACUACAAGCAGGUGAAGAAGCUCAGCAAGCAGCUGGACUCGGCAGAAGCGCUGAUUGAGGAGGGCAGGCAUCAAGAAGCCAUAGAAAAGUAUGAAUCAGCAAUGCAGACGGAGCCUAAUGUCCCGUACUACACCAACCUGGCCAAAGAGAGGAUCUGCUUCUGUCUUGUGAAGAUUAAAUCAGCGACCGAGGCGAUAGACGUGUGUUCGGAGGCCCACCAGAGAGACCCCCGCAACGCCAACGUCCUCAGAGACAGAGCAGAGGCCUAUAUCCUCAACCAGGACUACGAGAAAGCUGUGGAGGACUACCAGGAGGCGAGAGAGUUCGACGGCGACAGCAACGAUAUCAAAGAGGGGCUGGACCGAGCCCAGAGGCUGCUCAAGCAGUCUCGUAAGAGGGACUACUAUAAAAUCCUCGGUGUCAGCAGGAGUGCCAACAAGCAGGAGAUCACCAAGGCGUACAGGAAGCUGGCACAGCAGUGGCACCCCGACAACUUCCAGUCUGAGGCCGAGAAGAAAGAAGCAGAAAAGAAGUUUAUCGACAUCGCAUCGGCCAAAGAGGUCCUUACUGAUCCAGAAAUGAGGCAGAAGUUUGAUGCGGGCGAGGAUCCGCUGGACCCAGAAAGCCAGCAAGGAGGCGGCGGAGGUCAGCAGGGCUGGCCUUUUCACUUCAACCCCUUUGAAUCUGGCGGCAGCUUCCACUUCAAGUUCCAGUACAACUAGAGAGCAGGACUUGACGAACACACGGGCGGGGAGGGGGGGUAGUGUCGUUUUAGGUGGAUUGGAUACUUUGGAAAAAACCUUCGGGGGAUUUUGGAGGACGAGUCUUCCUCAAAAGCUCUGCGGCAGCCUGGACGCAGGUUUUCGCAAACUUUUUUUUUGUUAUUUUGGACUUUUUACCACAAAAUCAAAGGACCUACCUGUGGUUACUCAUAAAUUACGUUGUGCUUGAAGAAAAUGAAGUCUACAGACGAGCUCCGUAGGAAAUGUGCGACGGCUGGAAGCAGUGUCCGCUCUUAUUCUUUCUUUGUGCCAUUCUUUGAAGCGCUACUCGGCGCCUCCUUUUUAUUUUUAGUGCCGUGACUCUUUGCUUGGAAAUCUGUACGUCUGUCCGUUUGCUUGCAGUAUUCUUUAAAGGUCUACUGAUUUCAGUCUCUAUUUUUUACCACGUCGAGACGUCUCUACACUAGAGAAGCAGGAUUUUUAUAUUUAUCAUUAGACCUGUGGCUGUUGAGCUAUAUUUAUGGUGAAACUCGAGCACCGCUACAGGAAACCUGUAGGUGUAAGAAUUUCAAUAUCCUAUGGAUCUGAAGUCAGCGUAGGUGCUCUGUGAUGUAUACGUGUAUAUUUUUAAAUUUAAAUCAGCGCCUCCUGAUAGCUAAUUGGAAUAAUUCUGUGUGAAUUUUGGUUUGGAGAUGUUCAUUUAUAUCCAGGGGCAGACAUUAUGGAUGUAAGUGCACAAAAUAAGUGAAAAAAAAAGUUUAGAAAAACAGCCGCAAAUGACUGCAUUGACAUUUAGAGUAUUUCUGUUCCUUCCCUCCUCCUUUCAAGGAAACGUUUCGAAAGCUUGCACUUUUACUUUGUUUGAAAAGGCCACUUCACUCCUGAAAUGUUACUGUAGGCCUUUGAAAAGCCUUCCACACACUCCCGUGUGUCUUCAGUGGCUAUCCGAGAACCUCAUUUAUAAAUGGGUGUUACUGAAGCGUGUCUGAGCUGCUGCUUUAUUUUUCCCGAGGUACACCAUAUCUACUUCACGAGCAGCAUGUUUGGAUAAUAUUUAUCCAAUGGGUCGCACUGACACACAUACGAACUUCAUGCAGUUUAUAAAUGAGGUUCUUGCAGCCACACGGGCCACACAGGUGAACCGAGAUGAUGUUUUUAAAGACUUUAUUUUUUAGCACAAAUUAAGUUAUUUUGUCUUUAAUAACUUGAGGACACACUGACUGUAACCAGCUUCUACUGCUUGAUUGUGUGAACAAAAUGUGACAGGCUCUCUUUGUAUUUAACUCUGAGUGGGACGGUUUUGUUUCUGGGUUUCUUUUGUUGGAGGCUUUUUUUUUUUUCCUGUUGCCAAACUGAGUCAGCUGACAAGCUCAAGUGUAUUAAAAUAUUGAAACAAAC